GGCGAGCGAGCGAGGGAGCGAGCGUGCGGGAGCGGCGCUGCUCUUCUGGGCGUGGCUUUCCUUCCCGACGGGGCCGGGGUCCGAGGAGCCGGUGGGCCGGUGCUGGACAUGGCGGCCUCGGUCGUGGCAGAUGGCGCCGGGCGGCGGGGCUGCGAGCACUAUGAGAGAGGAUGUAUCCUGAAGGCACCUUGCUGUGAAAAACUUUAUACUUGCCGGUUGUGUCAUGAUAGCCAAGAGGAUCAUCAGCUAGAUCGCUUUAAAGUAAAGGAAGUGCAGUGCAUAAACUGUGAAAAAAUUCAACAUGCCCAACAGACUUGUGAAGAAUGCAGCACGUUAUUUGGAGAAUAUUACUGUAGUAUAUGCCACCUCUUUGACAAAGACAAGAAGCAGUAUCAUUGUGAAAAAUGUGGAAUUUGUAGGAUUGGUCCAAAGGAAGAUUUUUUCCACUGUUUGAAAUGUAACUUAUGCCUAGCUAUAAAUCUUCAAGGGAAGCACAAGUGUAUUGAAAAUGUCUCCCGACAGAAUUGCCCAAUAUGUUUGGAGGACAUUCAUACAUCCCGUGUUGUUGCUCAUGUCUUGCCAUGUGGGCAUCUUUUACAUAGAACAUGUUAUGAAGAAAUGUUGAAAGAAGGCUACAGAUGUCCGUUAUGUAUGCAUUCUGCUUUAGAUAUGUCUAGGUACUGGAGACAGCUCGACGAUGAAGUAGCACAGACUCCCAUGCCUUCAGAAUAUCAGAACAUGACUGUGGACAUUCUCUGCAAUGAUUGCAAUGGAAGAUCAACAGUUCAGUUUCAUAUAUUAGGCAUGAAGUGUAAUAUUUGUGAAUCCUACAAUACCGCUCAAACUGGAGGAUGUAGAAUUUCACUAGACCAGCAAUGACCAGCCUAUACUUACUGCACUGGAAAGCAGCAUUUUUGCUCUCUUUAUUACCCUGUUCUCAUAAUGUGUCAGAAUCUAUGCAUUAUAAUUGAUGUGGUUUUGUAAUAGUUUCACAGCAUAAAAUCAUAUUAUCAGAACUCUGUAGGAUUAUCAUCGCUCUGUCUUGAAUGAUAACCUCUGCACUUGUGUUUUGAUGGAAAAUUCCGUGUCAGUUAUUUGAAACCAAUGACAUUUUGUGCUGAAAUUCGUAUCUAUAGAUGUAUAUUAUACCUUUUUUUUUUGUUUUGGGGCCAUACCCAGUGGAUAAUAUUUAGGGCCUACUCCUGUACUCAAAGAUCACUCCUACUGGGAGUCCAGGGAACAUAGGGGUUACCAGGAGUAAACUUGUGUUGGCCGCAUGCAAGACAAGUACCUUACCCUUUGUACUAUCGCUAUAUUAUACUUUUUAUGGACCCUUGCUUUAAGUGACACUAUGUUCACAGAAUUCAUUUCUGGUUCUUCAUAGAACUACGUUUGAGUCUCUCUUUUUUGGGGUUUAUGGGACCAUGCCUGAUGGUGCUCAGUGCUUACUUCUGGCUCUGUGCUCAGGGAUCAUUCCUGGUGGGACAUGAGACAUGUGCCACAGAUUGAACCCAGGUUGGCCAUGUGUAAAGCAAGCACCUUACCCUCUAUACAAUUGCCCUGGCCCCAAAUUCUUAAUGUUCUUGAUUUGUGCUGUAAUGAAAAUAUGUUCUAUCCUUAAAGUCUACAUAUGCUUUAGGUUUUCUAAGACAGUCCUUUGGAUCCUAUAAAUGAAUUUUGAUCUAAUAACUGCUAAUAAAAUUAUAUUGCAAUAGUGUUUUAUAGAACUUCCCCUCCCCCCCAAGGUUACUUAGUUUGGCCCAUUAGGGACAAUAGAUUCGGUCUUGUGAGAAAAUUCCUUUUCCUCUUGAGGUUUUCUUUUUAUAAGAGUGGUUGGGAAAAAUGUAAAAUAAUAGAGCUUUAUAAGCCUUAAGUAAAACCAUCAGCACUGAAAAUAAUUUUAAGUUGCCUAAAAUUAUUUCUCCAAAGACUAAUUCAAGUCAGGUAUUUAAUGAGCUACUCUUUAAAUUCUAGGUGGUGUUGUUUUAGGGCCACACCUGGCAGUGUUUGUGGGUUACUUCUGGCUCUGGGCUUGCGUUUGUUACUGGCUGUGCUCAGGGAUCAACCCAGUCCCCCUGGAUGCAAUGCAUAUGCUUAGCGGUCAGUCCAGGGCCUCAUUCCUGAGCCACGUUCCUCGCCCCAGACCUUUAUUCUAUCUGCCUGCUAAUCUUCGUGCUCUGUUCCUUUCUUUCUCCCUGUGUCUGUUUCCCUGGCUUGGGCAUAGCAGUGCUGCUAAUCUUAGUUUGGGGAAGGAAGGUGAUGUGUUGCCAUUCAUACCAGGUACUAUAUAGAUAACGUAUAACUAGUUGUUAAAAAAAUCAUAAUUUCUGCUAUCUUGAGAAACUCAGUCAUACUCCUGCCCCUAGUUAGCCUAUCUUUAGUUUUAAUUUUUAUGAAUUUUAAUUCUUUAAUUUAUUUGUUUUUUGAGCACACCUGGCAGUGCUCAAAGGCUGCUUCUAAUUCUGCCUAGGAGUUGUUCCUGGUGGAGUCAGGGGACCCAUGUGGUACCAGAGGUCAGACUCAGAUGUCCAGUAUGUAAAACAUACUCUUGGACUGUUGAGCACACUCUGAUUUUAAUCAGAAUCAUUGCAUCUUUGAAUAGGAGACAGAAUAUAUGGUAAUAAAACUUUGUCUUUUGAGGGCUGUGUAUUGGUGCUAGUCAUUGUAAUGAUUCUUUGGGGUAGGUAUUGUCUUUGUUUUAUAAAUGAAGGCAUUAAGAUUCAGAGGUUUGAUAACAGGACCAAGUAAGUUAUUCCAGUCUCAGCCUGUUGAUUGUAUUGUUGUUGACCAGAGAUCUCUGGGCGUAUUCACUUGGGCCAUGGUGAGUGUACUUCCUGCCUUCUCCCCUUUCCAGAUCACUGUUAAAACUGGACUAGUUCUUGUGGUUUUAUUGUAAUGACAUGACGGUAUGCUCUUCAUAUUGUAAAAGUGAAAUAAACAUGGAAAGCUUUAAAAAAGUAAAGGAUCUGCAAAUUACAUAGCACACCCUGGGCCAUAACAGUGAAAUUAUAGCAUACACAAUGCCUGACAGUUCUGUUUUACUGGGGUUGGAGGUGUGAGUGGGCUAGGGAGUCCUAGGCUCCUUUGGUGAAUUCUAAACUUCAAGUAGAAUUUAAAGUUUCUGAAGAUGAAAAACAAGUGGUCCAAAUAGUUAUCAAAGAACAAAGGAUUCUCAUGAGGGGUGGUGACCGGCCUCUUUUAUUAUGACUGAUGUGUACUCAAGCCUUUGAAGUGGAUACCUCAGUACUCAAAAGCUUGAGUUCAGUGUUUGCAUUACAAACAAGGCAAAAUCUAACUUUCUGGGCUUAUAUACAGAAUGUGCGUAAAGGUUGUAGUUGCUGAUCCAAAUCUAAUCAAUAACUCCAAACUCUGGUGGAUCCUUACCUUAGUAGCCAAGUCAUCUGCUGUGGAGGAGCACAUGACUUGUUAGACCUUCCGUUUUUACAAUUGUAAAAUCUUUAAAAUUAGAUUAUAUGUUCAACUUCAAAUUUGUCCAAAAUAAUACAGAAUAUAUAAUAUAUAUUAAUUUGCUUAUAAUAAUUAUAUGCUGGAAAAGGUUUUUAGAAAAUUUGAAGUUUCUUCAGGAUUUCUACCCACGAUUUUCAAGGGUUUCUCUACAUGGCUGUCCAGUACUUAAAAUUGUUCAUCAGUUCUCAUCCACAAUAAGAAGUUUCUUCGUAUUCAGUAUGUGGCAGUUAAAAUGGGUAGAGUGAUCCCUCUUUGCCUGUGGUUCUGCUUUUUAUAGUUUCAGUUACUCACAACCAACCAAAGCCCGAAACUAUUAAAUGAAAAAAUUUCAGAAUUUUCGUGUGCCAUUUUGAGUAGUAAAAUAAAAUCUUUUGUAGCCUGUUCUAUUCCAUCCCAUAUCCAGUGAAUCAUCCCUCUAUCCAGUGAAUCCACUCUGUGUGUAGAAGGUUAUAUAUAUUGCAAUACCAUUGUUACUUUGUCUUCUCAUGCAAACAUUUCACCACAUUCCAGAAGGUUGAGUACAGUAGAAUAAGAUUUUGAGAGACUUCGUACAUAAAAAUUUAGUAGUUGAAUAGUUCAUUUUUAUUUUCCUUAUUGCUCAUCUUUUACUAAUUUAAAAUUAAACUUUUAUCAUAUGUGUACAUAGGAUAAAAUUGCUCAUAGGGUUUAGUUCUCAGGUACGCAUUAUCAAUUUAUUGCCCAUGAGCAGACACAGUGACAAUGGUACUAUUAUGUUUGUUUAACUUUUUCUGACUUCAGAAAUAACCUUUAUCAUUUCUGAAGAUAAUAGAUAUAAGAAAAGAAGAUAUAAAAACCAACCUCAUCUGCCAGUGAUCAUUGCUGUUUACAUUUUUGCAGAUAAUUUUAUCUUUCCUAUUAAGGGAUUUUUUCCCUGUAAGCUUAUAGGAAUGUGUUUAAUCUGGCCUUAGGUAUGGUAGAACUGUCUUUGAAUUGGGCACAACAUAAUUCCUCCCUAAAAGAGUCAGGUUACCCUGUGACAGAAUUUUAUCUAACCUAUACUCAUUAAAGGGCUGGGGCAAUAGAACAGUGGGUAGGACAUUUGCCUUGCACGAGGCCCACCUGAGUUCAAUUUCUCUGCCCCUCUGGGAGAGCCCGGCAAGCUACCGAGAGAAUCCCGCCCACAUGGCAGAGCCUGGUAAACUCCCCAUGGAGUAUUCGAUAUGCCAAAAACAGUAACAAGAAGUCUCACAAUGGAGAUGUUACUGGUGUCCACUUGAGCAAAUCGAUGAACAAUGGGAUGACAGUGCUACAGUGCUAUACUCGUUAAAAAAAAAAAAUCAGUUCAGGGCGGGAAAGAAUACAAAGGUAAGACAUUUGCUUUGCCUGUGGCUCUAGCCCCGACACUAUCCCUCAGCAUUGCUGAAAACCAAAAUAAUUAGUUCAGUAUGUUUAUAAAUUUCUUGGUGCAUGGAAGCUCUUUGACUCCUUUUAUUAUUAAAGAAGAGUGUAUACAGUUGUUUAUGUUUUUCUCUUAUAGUUUCUAUUGUCUUAAGUUUGUGGAGCUCUGUAUGAUACUAGUUUUCAAUUUUGAAGUGGUAUGUUUAUGAAUCAGAUUUUUAAAUGCUUGCUUCCUAAAAAAAUUUCAAAAAUUUAUAUUGUGUACAUGUUUAUUCUAUAAAACAUUUGUUAAUGAAGUAAAUGUGAUUACUAAGGAGAUAAAAUCCUGUUUUUAAGUGUCUGGCACUUGAUAAGCAUAAAUAAAUUAAUUUGAAAUGAUA
Molecule: messenger RNA, 5207 nt
Organism: Sorex fumeus (smoky shrew)
Lineage: Eukaryota; Metazoa; Chordata; Mammalia; Eulipotyphla; Soricidae
Gene: RCHY1
Product: ring finger and CHY zinc finger domain containing 1
Exons: 9
Coding region: 109-879 (256 amino acids)
Biological process (GO): ubiquitin-dependent protein catabolic process; protein ubiquitination
Cellular component (GO): nucleus
Molecular function (GO): ubiquitin protein ligase activity; zinc ion binding
Source: RefSeq, a predicted model, not a curated record